GUUGAUAGCUGUCAUGCAACCAAAUGAAACGUGAAUAUUCAUUUUGUUGUCCGAGGAAACAGUCAGCAAAAGCGAGCAGAAAUAAGUAUCUAGUUUGCCUGCUUUACAUGAAACACUCGACUUUCCAGUAUUCAUACCAACAGUGAUUACGAAAUCAUCAAGGAACUUAGUGUAGCUGAAAAGGAAGGAGGCAGAAGAAUAAGAUGAAGUGGUUCCGAGGAAAAUUAAGCCUUAUGUUGCUAAUUCUUCAAAUAAUGUUUAUUUUAAUAUUCGGAGUAUUGGCAAAAUACAAAAACCCUAACGAUGGAGCAGUAGACUAUGGCAUGACCCAAGAUGUCCAUGUGAUGAUUUUCAUUGGUUUUGGCUUUCUUAUGACUUUUCUCAAGAGAUAUGGCUUUUCGAGUGUCAGCUUCAACCUUUUAUUAUCUGCUGUUGGAAUCCAAUGGGCUAUGAUUGUCCGGAAUCUUAUUGAGGAACAACAUUUAGAGUUAGGACUUAAGUCUAUGUUGACAAGCGAUUUCGCUAUAGCGACAGUAUUGAUUUCUUUCGGAGCCGUUUUAGGAAAAACCAGUCCGUUACAACUUAUUAUCAUGUUAAUGAUUGAAAUACCAUUGGCCCAAGUUAAUGAAUAUAUUGGACUCCAUAAGCUUAACGCUUAUGACGUUGGGGAAUCUAUGUACAUCCAUACAUUUGGUGCCUAUUUCGGUCUAGCCGUGGCGCGUGUCUUGUACAACGAUGACAUCGAACUAUCGAACAAAGAAUCCAGCGUCUAUCAUUCAGAUUUGUUCUCCAUGGUUGGUACCGUAUUUUUGUGGAUAUUCUGGCCAACUUUCAACAGUGCUGCAGCUAUCAAGGAAGCCCAACAAAAUGCCGUUCUCAACACACUUCUUUCCCUUUGCGCAUGCACUGUCAUAGUAUUUGCUGCUUCCUCUGUGAUAAAUAAAAAAGGAAAACUUGAUAUGGUUCAUAUCCAAAACUCUACUCUUGCUGGUGGCGUCGCUGUUGGUGCAUGUGCAGAUAUUCUUUUACAGCCAUAUGCAGCUAUGAUCGCUGGGUGUUUGGUUGGCUUGCUAUCUGUGGUCGGAUUUGUAUACAUACAGCCUUUCUUGCUUAAGUAUUUGAAAAUACAUGAUACUUGUGGUGUGAACAAUUUACAUGGAAUGCCAGGUAUUGCAGCUGGUAUUAUUGCUGCAGUAGUUGCAGCUACAACCGAGAAACACAACAAUAAUCUCAUGGAUGCCAUCUAUAUAAUCCGAGAAAAUACAGCCAGCUCCGAUUAUAGAACAGCUGUUCAACAAGGAGGAUUCCAGAUGGCUGCACUUUGUAUAACUCUUUUGAUUGCGAUUGCCGGCGGACUUCUUACAGGAUCAAUUAUCGCCUGCUCUAAUGGACGAAAACGUAAUAAAUAUAAAUAUAGUUUAAGAAAUAAUACUAACAACUGUAAUACUACUAAUGAAAUGCACAAUGAUCCUAGAACACCAAAUAAUACUCAAUAUAACAGCAGUUCAACAGAGAAUACAUAG
This is a messenger RNA of Octopus bimaculoides (California two-spot octopus), 1523 nucleotides long. Its product is annotated as ammonium transporter Rh type B. Lineage: Eukaryota; Metazoa; Mollusca; Cephalopoda; Octopoda; Octopodidae. Gene Ontology annotation, molecular function: ammonium channel activity. The record is from RefSeq and is a predicted model, not a curated record. Gene Ontology annotation, cellular component: plasma membrane. Gene Ontology annotation, biological process: ammonium transmembrane transport; ammonium homeostasis.